UAUUACUUGUGAGACAACAAGCCGAAAGCGAGCCAACAAGGUCAGUGAUCAAACAUGGCGGCAUGCACAAUGAUAAAGUCCGUGUGGAGCUCAUUUACGGCGUUAAACUGUGGCGUUAGCAGCAAUUUAAGUGCUAUACAUAGGAUAACAGUACCGCAGUUGACGUCUUUAGUGACCCAGCGGAGAGGACUACGCCAAGUCGUGGAAAAGCAAGAGGGUAACACUCUAACUAUUGAAGGGAAAAUCCUGGAUAAUCCAGCUGUGCCGCAACCUCCAAACCCUGCAGCCAAGUGUCCUAUUUACAGAUGGAACCUGCAAAACAAAUACAACUACACGGAUGUGGUGCUGCUCAGUCAGUUCAUCAAUUCAGAUGGAGGGAUGCUGCCCAGAAAAAUCACUGGCUUAUGUCUUGAGGAGCAUCGCAAGAUUGUCGUGUGUGUAAAGAUGGCUCACAGAGCAGGUCUGCUUCCUGACCACAGGCCCAUACUUCCAGAGGGCCAUGUCCCAAAGCCCAAGCCACAACUCAACAGAUACCUGACCUGCUGGUCCGUCAAGUCUGUCAAGCCCAUUUAUAAACGAGGACUGAAGUGGUGCAAGAAGCACAUGCAAGUUGGAAGCCCGCUGCUCAAAAACAAUGUGCGUUACGGUCCCAAGCCCCUUCAUAUUAAACAAUGAAAGACA
Molecule: messenger RNA, 681 nt
Organism: Nerophis lumbriciformis (worm pipefish)
Lineage: Eukaryota; Metazoa; Chordata; Actinopteri; Syngnathiformes; Syngnathidae
Gene: mrps18a
Product: mitochondrial ribosomal protein S18A
Biological process (GO): mitochondrial translation
Cellular component (GO): ribosome; mitochondrial small ribosomal subunit
Molecular function (GO): structural constituent of ribosome; small ribosomal subunit rRNA binding
Source: RefSeq, a predicted model, not a curated record